Molecule: messenger RNA, 2290 nt
Organism: Schistosoma haematobium
Lineage: Eukaryota; Metazoa; Platyhelminthes; Trematoda; Strigeidida; Schistosomatidae
Product: Heat shock cognate 71 kDa protein
Exons: 1
Coding region: 315-2228 (637 amino acids)
Biological process (GO): cellular response to unfolded protein; protein refolding
Cellular component (GO): cytoplasm
Molecular function (GO): ATP-dependent protein folding chaperone; misfolded protein binding; ATP binding
Source: RefSeq, a predicted model, not a curated record
UUUGUCCACACUGACCAGACAAUUGCGUUUGUAUUAGGCACCCUGCAUUGCAUUGUACUUAGGGAGGCUAUGAGUGAAAUUUUGACUAGGAAAGCAUCUUGUUUGUGAGUAUUUGGUCAGUAGUCUGGUGGUUGAGUGUGAUUGGCCAAUAGUGAAUACUUGUCGACAGGUCAUUGGUCGAUUGUUUUCUAUCGAAGGUCAUCGAAACUUCUAGUAUGUUCUACGUGUAAAGUAUUUAAGCAGGUGCACAGCUUGCAGUGGUAUUAAUUGAGUGAUUCGAUUACCUGUGUUUGUUCGUUUUGACGUAUCUCGAAAUGCCUAACGCCAUUGGGAUCGAUCUUGGUACAACAUAUUCGUGUGUUGGUGUUUUCCAGCAUGGCAAAGUGGAGAUAAUUGCCAAUGAUCAGGGUAACAGAACGACACCGAGUUAUGUGGCGUUCACAGAUGCUGAGCGUUUAAUUGGUGAUGGAGCGAAGAACCAAGUGGCUAUUAAUCCAACAAAUACAGUGUUUGAUGCGAAGCGGCUAAUCGGUCGUCGUUUCGAUGAUCCAUCAGUUCAGAGUGAUAUGAAGCAUUGGCCAUUUGAGGUGGUUCAAGUCGGUGGUAAGCUGAAGAUUCGUGUUGAGUAUAAGGGUGAGAAAAAGUUGUUCUCCGCGGAGGAGAUUUCGUCGAUGGUGUUGACGAAAAUGAAGGAGGUUGCUGAAAGUUAUUUGGGCAGGACAGUAAGUGACGCGGUUAUAACAGUUCCUGCUUACUUCAAUGACAGUCAACGUCAAGCAACGAAAGAUGCAGGUGCUAUAGCUGGUCUUAAUGUGUUGAGAAUCAUUAAUGAGCCGACAGCUGCGGCAAUUGCCUAUGGUUUAGACAAGAAGGUUGGUGGUGAGCGUAAUGUGUUGAUAUUUGAUUUGGGUGGUGGUACAUUUGAUGUGUCCAUCUUGACAAUUGAGGAUGGUAUAUUCGAGGUGAAGUCUACUGCUGGUGAUACACACUUGGGAGGUGAAGAUUUUGACAAUCGUCUGGUGGAUCACUUUGUGAAAGAGUUCCAGAAGAAAUUUAGUAAAGACAUUCGUGACAAUAAGCGUGCAUUGCGUCGCCUGAGAACAGCAUGUGAACGUGCGAAACGUACAUUGAGUUCGAGCACCCAAACGAAUCUGGAGAUUGACUCGUUGUGUGAUGGUAUUGAUUUUUACACGUCGAUUACUCGUGCACGAUUUGAGGAGUUGAAUGCCGAUCUAUUCCGUGGUACAUUGGGUCCUGUUGAGAAGGCUUUGCGAGAUGCUAAGAUGGAUAAGGCCCAGAUUCACGAAAUAGUGUUGGUUGGUGGUUCCACUCGUAUCCCUAAGGUGCAGAAGCUGUUGCAGGACUUCUUCAACGGGAAGGAGUUGAACAAAUCUAUUAAUCCGGAUGAAGCUGUGGCUUAUGGUGCAGCUGUGCAGGCAGCUAUUCUAAGUGGUGACAAGUGUGAGGCUGUGCAGGACUUGCUGUUGCUUGACGUGGCUCCAUUGUCACUGGGUCUUGAAACGGCUGGUGGUGUAAUGACGGCUCUGAUUAAGCGUAAUACGACAAUUCCGACGAAGCAGACUCAAACGUUCACGACGUACUCGGACAACCAGCCUGGUGUGCUUAUCCAGGUGUUCGAGGGUGAGCGUGCUCUGACGAAGGACAACAAUCUGCUUGGCAAGUUCGAACUCUCAGGUAUCCCACCUGCUCCUCGUGGUACUCCCCAGAUUGAGGUGACGUUUGAUAUAGACGCGAACGGUAUUCUGAACGUAUCUGCUGUUGACAAGGGUACAGGGAAGCAGAACAAGAUAACGAUUACAAAUGACAAGGGUCGUUUGACGAAGGAGGAGAUUGAACGAAUGGUAGCCGAUGCGGACAAGUACAAGGCUGAGGAUGAGAAGCAGAGAGAUCGUGUUUCUGCGAAGAACUCGCUUGAGAGUUAUGUGUACACAAUGAAACAGCAAGUGGAGGGUGAGCUUAAAGAAAAGAUAUCUGAAAGUGAUCGUCAAGUGAUAUUAAGUAAGUGUGAGGAUACAAUUGGUUGGUUGGACGUUAAUCAAUUGGCGGAGAAGCAUGAGUAUGAAAGUAAGCGGGAGGAGUUGGAGAAGGUCUGUGCGCCGAUAAUUACGAAGGUGUACCAGGCUGGUGGUAUGCCAGGAGGCAUGCAUGAAACAGGUGGUGCUGGUGGUGGAAGUGGUAAGGGACCAACGAUUGAGGAGGUCGACUAACCUGUAAUUGUUGUGAUUAAUUAUUUGGUACUUGAAUGAAUUUAGAUUUUAUCUGUAAUGAA